AUGGAGUUCCCCUUUGGGCACCAGCACCACCACCGCCGCGGCGAGGAAGAGGAGGAAGAAGGACGGAGGGGGGAGGAGCGGGGGCAUCCUCCGCCGGGUCACCAGCCCUACCGCCCGGAGGGGUACGGAAGCCGAGGGGGGGAGGAGUAUCAGCGUGCUCCUCACCAGCACCACGGAGGAGGGGACUACGGCUAUGGCGGCGACUCAUACCAGAGGCCGUAUCCUCCGCCGCCACAUGGCGGCGGCUACGACUCGGGGCCGGGUUUUCCGACGGUGCAGCAUGUGGCUCACGAAGUGGGUCCUGGAUCUUACCAGAGGCCGUAUCCUCCGGCCCCCCAUGGCGGCAGCUACGACUCGGGGCCUGGUUUUCCGGUGGUGCAGCAUGUUGCUCACGAGGUGAGGCCUGGAGCCUACGAGAGGGAUCAGGAAGGAGGUAGGGACCACGAGGGGAACCGCGGUCACCACGGGUUCCCCUUCGUUCAGCACGUCAGCCACGAGAGCUCCGGCUCUGGUCAUUUUCCCGCGAACCGUAGGACUGUGAGGAUCUUCACCAAGGCGGAGGAGAACUACUCCCUUACCAUCCGUGAAGGGAAGAUCAUCCUCGCCAGAGCUAAUCCCAACGACGAGUAUCAGGCAAUAUUUCUUCUCAAUUUUUCUUUCCGUUCGCAUCUAUAGUCCUAGUUUUCCCGAUCUUCACCUGCAUGUUGUGUUUUGCCGGAUCGAUGCCCUUUUUUCCUUAAUUCAGAUCUCCUUUUCUCCUUUUUCUCGAUCUUUUUCCACGCGUUGAAAGGAUCUGAUAGGUUUCUCCCAUCGAUUUUCUCUUACAGCACUGGAUCAAGGAUGAAAAAUUCAGCACUCAGGUUAAAGAUGAGGAAGGUCUCCCGUGCUUUGCCCUUGUCAACAAAGUCACCGGGGAGGCGAUCAAGCACUCUAUUGGAGCGACUCAUCCUGUAAGUCAGAUUUACAGCUGAAUCUAAGUUAGUUUGUCGCCCUCUUACCCGGACAGAAUCAGUCCAGGUGACGACCCCUUCAAGCUUCAAUUUUACCUCCGACUGAUACCUAGUGGUUUUUGCUUGUGGUUUUAAAAUCGUCAUCUUCAUUUAGAUCUAAAUAAAAUUGAGUUCCUGAUCAUCAUUACUUCUUACUUCCUGGGUCUGUUUAUUUCUGGUUUACAGUGUUUCAUCCUAGUUUCAUGCACAGAUUUUUAAUCCUCCUGUGAGAAUAUAGUUUUUCGGUCUGCCGGAGCUUCUAAGCUUGCUGUGGUCUUGCCACCUGUCUAGAUGUAAAAGGGAAUUGAUUGUAAAUAAACGGUGAAGGAAUCGAGUAUCUUGCAUAUCUUUUUAACGGUUUGCUCCACCAUUCUUUUCAGAGAUUAAUUCACCAUUUUGAUAUGAAAAUUUCGUGUUUAAUCUGGCAUUAAAGCUUUUUAACAGAGAUUUGUGGGUCAUAUAUGUAUGUCUCAAAUGUAUUUGAAUUAUUCUUCCUAGUAUUGAAGUUUAAGGCGAUAUCUUGUUUACCAGGUGUGCAUAUUCGGUUUUUUUUUUUAGGACAUUAGGAGUUGGAUCUUAUUAUCCCCUGGUCAUGGUCAAGUAAUCCAGUCAUAUUUUUUCAUGAAGCGCGAAUAAGAUCAUCGUUAUCUGCUUUGUUUUCAAUGUCUUAGUCAAGAAAAAAUGCAUCAUGAUCACUAACAAUCUUGUAGUUUCAGGCCAAUCUAAAUCACACCAGACUCUGCCAUUCGUCUCAUUUUGGCACAAUCCCAUCCGGUUCCUGUGCAUCUUUCUACCAGGUCUCUAGAACCGUGGUUAGCCAGAAGGAGUUGCCCAAAAUAGAAACCGAGUCCAAUCACAACUCUUGAACUCCCACUGGAGACUCUAUCUGGCCGUCUGUGACCGAACACAGAUUUGUUCCAUGCAGAAAAUGAAAAAGGCCAAUAAGAUUGCUAAACCGAGUCUACUGUUCCUAAAGGAAAAAAUAAAUCUCCGCAGGAGCUCUGGUCAUGGAUGUCGUGUUUGUUUCUCAGGUCUGAAUGGAGUUUUGAUGAGAUCCAAACACAAAGAUCUCGACGACCCACAUCAUUCUUCUUAGUUUCUUGUGUCCUCGUCAUCGGGUAAUCAGCGCAUGUCGAAGCUUUUGAUCUGAGCUCCUUACUUGAUGCUUCGGCUGAUAUGCUAGAAUAUUCAGUCCUUUCUUGGUCUAGACCUUGAACUUCACGAAGAAAUGCAGGCAGAAACAAUCGUUCCCAGACAUAUAAGUUCUUGUUUCGAUGGAGAUAUGAAAUGCGUGGGAGAUCAUGUGCGUUGAUGGCUGGUUUACUAACUUCGAAUAGUUUUUCUAUCCGAAAUAAUUUUUUUUGAUAUAAUAUUUAUUUUCAUCGUAAAUAAGAGUCAUAUAAAAUUAGCAUGAGCCAUUUAUGGCUCGGUUCAGGAGCAGCUCUCAGCUGUGGGCGUGGUCCCAGCAUAAAUGAGGUAACCAUUUCUUGCGGUUGAUUUUUUUAUUGAUCAUGUUUUGAUGAAGGGUGGGAGUAUGUACUACCAGUGCCUUAAUGUAUCCGAAUUGGGCCAUACUUUCUUAUUGGGCCAGCCGUCUGGCUACCCAGGCCCAUGGUCACCCCACAUUCAGUCAAGGAUGAUGACCUAAAGGACAUUAUUAGAAAACCUGUUGGUUACUUUUAAUCCCUCCCCCUUCCCUCUCUGCCAAUCAGAUUUAACCGCAUAGUUUUAACCCAAUUCAGGUAAAUUCAUGAAAGUGUUCCAAUUUUCCUAUGAGGAGGACUUUCCUGCCCACCACCUCACUAUUUUUAAUUCGUCAUGGAUUAUUGACUUCUGGGUGGGGGUUGACUUUUUGGGUAUCAUGACCCGGCAGGAGCAGCCCUCAUGCUUCUCAAACUGAUCCCCAGGUGAGGCUGAUCCCCUACAACCCCAAGUACCUGGACGAGUCGAUCUUGUGGACGGAGAGCCACGACACGGGGGAGGGCUUCCGGUGCAUUCGGAUGGUCAACAACAUCCGCCUGAACUUCGACGCCUUCCAUGGCGACGAAGACCACGGCGGCGUUCGCGAUGGAACCACCGUCGUCCUCUGGGAGUGGCUCAAGGGGAAGAACCAGCGAUGGAAGAUAGUCCCAUACUGUAAGUGGCUGCUCUUUCUUUUUUUUUCAUGCGAUGAAUUCCUCAUUAAAGUAAAAAAAUAUGGAAUUAGGUAG
Spirodela intermedia is the source of this 3199-nucleotide messenger RNA. Lineage: Eukaryota; Viridiplantae; Streptophyta; Magnoliopsida; Alismatales; Araceae. The record is from the annotation of a GenBank genome assembly.